AUGGAGCUAAAUAUAUUCUACGCAACAGCUCAAUAUAUGGUUCCCAUACUUCAUGAACCCACUUUUCGUUCUGAUGUCGACAUCGUUUUUAAUGGAUCUCAAGAUCCAUGCCGGAAUUUCCAACUGCGUCUCGUCAUCGCCAUUAGCAUGCAGAGACUCAGUACCCAGUAUGCGGGACUGGCUGACAGUUACUACUUAGCAGCCCUGCCUUACUUCGAUGGGUGCUUGGCUAGGAUGGAUAUUUCUACAUUGCAAUGCUGUGCACUUAUGGGUUUAUAUUCCCUUCUUACGCCAACCAGAACAGCGGCCUAUUGGGUGGUUGGAGUUGCAGCCAAAUUAUGUCAAGACCUCGGUAUAUCCGACGAAGAGACUGUCACCAGAGGUGCCAACGGAGAACAGCUCAAUUGUCUCGAAAUUGACAUGCGACGGAGAUUGUUUUGGAUUAUAACAUCCAUGGAAUAUGGCCUUGCCCAUAGUCUUGGUCGUCCGAGCUCGUUCUGCGUGAGCCAUGACCAUAUCAACGUCAAUUUCUUCCAAACCUGUGAUGACCGCUAUAUUACACCCAACGGUAUACUACCCGGGGCCCAACCGAUAAUGAAGAAAUGCAUUGCAAUUCAUUUUUUUAAAAUGAGACUUCUGCAAGCUGAAAUCAGACGCAAGUUGUACCUUUGCAAGCGACCAGCCCCGUUGGACGAUAGGGAUCCGUGGUUCACGCAGAUGAUAGAUAAGAUGGACCGAUGGGUUGAAUCAUGUCCAAAAAAUGAUGAAGGCAGUGGCUUUAGCCAAAUGUGGUUCCAAGGUAGACGCAACACAAUGAUUGUGUUCAUGUACCGCCCAUCUCCACAGAUUCCUGAGCCUUCACUCUAUGCCGCUCAAAGAUGUUAUGAUGCCUCAGUUUUUAAUGUCAAGAUACAGCACCAACAGGUUGCCACUGGGACAAUCGAUCUUACGUGGAUAUUUACACAAUCUGUAUUCAUGGCACUAAACACAAUUCUAUGGUCGCUUUCGUACCCUGAAAUUCGAAAGGAACAUCCCGUUGGAGAUGUAAUAGGCGAAAUCCGCCUUGCGAUGGAAAUUCUUGCUAUCAGUUCCGAACGUUGGCCAGGAGUUGAAUCUGCUCUGGAGCUCUACAAAAGCCUUAUUUCGGGCUGUCUGAAGGCUUAUGCAACUGAUGAGUCCUAUGUGGUUCAUUCACCGCCAUCUAAUCGCCCUUCUCCGGCGCCUAGCUCUGACUUCGCAACACCUCCUCCCAUGGCCCAUUCACCCAACACAGCCGCUACCGUCCCAUCUCCAGUAUCUCAGUCCAAGACCACACCAAACCGACUUAGCUCGAGCCCUUAUGAACCUACACGUUCUCGCACCUCUUUCGAAGCUGCAAGACUUCACCCUGGACAGAUCAAGUUCGAAUCCACAACUCCGCCUCCUUCCCUCGCAACAAUGACAACAAUACCCUAUGAGCUGGCACCGCCACCUCAAGUCGCUUACACGAAUGGGAAUGGAUCGAGCAUUGAUCCUAACUCUAGCAGCCCAGCGCAGGCAUUUUCAUCUCCUGUGGCUCAUUCACUCGCACGUUGCGAUGUCAGUCCUACUCCAGCGAACAACUUUGACCCAAGCUCAUUCCACAAUACUUUCCCUUCAGUUGUGCCUGGCCUACAUCACUGGGACCCCAAUUAUACUACAGCAUCCACAACAGCCAGUUAUCUUACGUAUCCUAGUGCCACAAUUGAUCCCAUGUCAUGGGUAGGCACUAUUGGAGAGCAAUACUCCCAAUUCUUUAACCAGCCGUACCAAUCCAAUAUAUUCCGGGAUCGAAGGCUGAGCUAUGAGGAACAUGCGGAACUUAUGGAUACCCUCGGUCACGAUCUACCAGACGUCUCACAACUGGCUGAAGAAACAGCUACGUUUUAUACUCCCAGCAUGGUACCUUAA
Trichophyton rubrum CBS 118892 is the source of this 1929-nucleotide messenger RNA. RefSeq lists its product as uncharacterized. The transcript is spliced from 2 exons. The record is from RefSeq and is a predicted model, not a curated record. Gene Ontology annotation, biological process: positive regulation of transcription by RNA polymerase II; DNA-templated transcription. Gene Ontology annotation, molecular function: DNA-binding transcription factor activity, RNA polymerase II-specific; sequence-specific DNA binding; zinc ion binding. Lineage: Eukaryota; Fungi; Ascomycota; Eurotiomycetes; Onygenales; Arthrodermataceae. The coding region runs from base 1 to 1929 and encodes 642 amino acids.